AUGGAGCUCCGGUCGGCGAACCUCUUCCACUCGGACUCGGCCGAUCUCGCCGGCUGGGGUACCGGCUAUGCCGACGAGGACAUCGAAUUGGAGGACAUCGGCCCGGGCCCCGAUGGCGACCCAUACUCCACGGACAUGCACCAGCUGGGUCGCGGCUCCGGCCUCGAUGAGGACCCACCAGCCGACAUCCUCUCCGAGGAGGUGUCCCCCCUUGUGAGCGAGGCCGACUCCGGCGACCACCGGGUGGCCGGCAAAUCCCCGAGAUCGCAGUCGCUUCGCGGCUCGGCCCCCACGCCCCCGGCCCCCGGGGGCCUCCUGGCUCCGGUGUGGGCUUAUCGCAAGCGCGGCUUGGCCCUGGUGCUGGGGUUCUUCGCGGCCGUGGCCCUGAUCACCGGCCUGUCAACUCCCUACCCUUCGACCGGGGAAAGAUCGCUGGCCGCCGGCGGGACCAGCCGCAUGGAGAAGAUACCCUGGGACUAUGCCACGGGGGUUCGGCUGCUCGAGGCCGCCCACCCGAGCCCGGGCUCCUGCGCCGGGGUGACGGCCGUCAUCUUUCCCGGACCGGUGAGGCCCGCCCUCAGUCUGGACCCCGUGCGCUGGGGGGUCACCCGGACCGGGCGCUUUGCCCCGGCCUCCGGGCCCAGCUGGCCCAUUGGCCUGGACCUGCUGCAGGGGUCCCAGGUGGACAUCGAGACGCACAUCGACAUCUCCGAGCUGGCGAACCGCGGCCAGCCGGCCGACGACCUGGCCAGCCUGCGCGUGACCAUCGAGUACCUGGAGCAGCCGCUCGCGCGGGCCUUCCUCAAGGCCCAGCCUGGGCCGGGGGCCGCCGGCAUGGCGGUCCUCCAUCGGGACACCUUCCGCCCUGGCGGGCCGCUGAACUUCAAUGCCACCAUCAGCCUGGUCGGGGACAGUCGGCUGUGGUGCCGGGUCGCCGUCGAGGGGAUGCCCCCGGGGCCCGACACGGCCGCCAUCACCGUGUCCCAGCGCUUCGACGUGGCGGCCCGGGUGUAUCAGCAUACGCAGCCGUGGGUGAUCGGCCAGGCGCCUGAGCCAUCGCCGGGGCAAGGGGCUGACACCCUCAGCGGGAGUGAUGGCCCCGGCCCCGGCGGCGGCGGCGGCGGCGGCAGCAGCAGCAGCAGCAGCAGCAGGAGCAACACCGAUGACCGUGGCAAUGGCGAUGGGUCAACGAGCACCCCAAGCGACUCGGCCGAGGAUGAUGACGCGCCGGCCAUGGACCGGCCCCUUUCGUGCCGGGGAUGUGGCUGCCAUGCGGUCCUGCCCAAUCGCGGCGCCCGGCCCCUGGACAUGUAUGUGGUGUUUGUCAAUCGGCUGCCGGAGGAUGCGGUGCUGAUCGGGCCGCGUCCCCGGCCGCCCGGGGCGCCCGAGCCACUGCCCCUGCCCCCUGGCCCGGUGGGAGUGCCCGGCCACCAGCCGGCCGCCUUCCGCCGCCAAGUGGCCCACCGCGCCGGGCCCUAUGCCGCCAUUUGGUCGUGCAUCGGCCUGGGCCUGCUCCUGAGCCUUUUCAUCAUGUGGCACACGGCGAUGCCGCCGCCGCCGCUGCCGCCGUCGCCGCCGACGCCGCCGCCGGGGCCCGUGUCUGGGCGGCCCGGCUCGCGCGCUUCCAAGCAGCCCGGCGACUCGGACGACGGGCCCGACCUCGAGUCCGAUCCCGAAGGGGGAUGGCCGCCCGGGGCGGUGGUGAAGACUCCGCGCGGGCCGCGGCCCAGCCUCGGCCCGGGCAGCGGCCGGCUCGGGUACGUCAGCCACACGGCGGCCGUGAUCGAUGCCAUGGCGACGCCUGGGGCUUCGCCGCUGCUUCUGUCACCCGGGGCGAGCUUCCUGCCACCACCGCCGCCCGGCGGGGUCCGCAGUCUGCCCUCGAGCCGGGCCCAGGCGCACGGCCUGUCACCACCCAUCGGGAUAGCCAUCCCGCCGCGCCACCAUCAGCACUCCGAUGGAGUGGGCGUGGCCAGCCCGCCAGCCCCGGGGACAGUCAACCUCCCGCCGCUGGCGACCGCCGACGUGGCAGCCGGCCUGGAGGCUACACACUCCGAGCGCCUGCACCCGGACCGGGCUGACUCCCCGGCAUGGGGGUCGUAGGCGCUGCCCCUCAUCCAUGCCAUGUCUUCGCGCCGCCCGGCAAUGUACCUGCUGCCAAGGAGAGGUAUUUCCCUCGGUCCGACGGACGUCCCUGGACACAACACGGCC
Messenger RNA from Fonticula alba, 2211 nucleotides. RefSeq lists its product as hypothetical. The transcript has a single exon. The record is from RefSeq and is a predicted model, not a curated record. Bases 1 to 2103 code for a protein of 700 amino acids. Lineage: Eukaryota; Rotosphaerida; Fonticulaceae.